GUGAACUAUUUCACUUCGUUCGUGGGACGCUUCGCGCCGUAUAAUUUAUUUUUUCCUAUUAUUUCUUUGUAUUUUCACUGAGGGACGAAGAUAUAUCGUGACUGUGUUAUAAGAAUUCAAGACUAUUACUUUCGCAUAUAUUUCGUGAUAUAAUUAUAAGCAAUGUCAGGAAUAGCGAGUGCACGUUUAGCUGAAGAAAGAAAAGCCUGGCGCAAGGACCAUCCCUUUGGUUUUGUGGCCAGACCUAUGAAAAAUCCUGAUGGAUCUUUAAAUCUAAUGACAUGGGAAUGUGCGAUCCCUGGUAAAAAGGGGACGCCAUGGGAAGGAGGUCUUUAUAAGCUUCGUAUGAUUUUCAAAGAUGACUACCCAUCAAGUCCUCCUAAAUGUAAAUUUGAACCUCCACUGUUCCAUCCCAAUGUUUACCCAUCAGGAACUGUUUGCCUGUCAUUACUAGAUGAAGAAAAAGAUUGGCGCCCUGCAAUCACAAUCAAACAAAUCCUCCUUGGUAUUCAAGAUCUACUUAAUGAGCCUAAUGUUAAAGACCCUGCACAGGCUGAAGCUUACACAAUUUACUGUCAAAAUCGAUUAGAAUAUGACAAAAGAGUUCGAGCUCAAGCACGCGCCAUGGCAGCAACUGAGUGAUGCGGAAUAAGAUCAAUACACUCAAGUGGACUACUUGCCAUUAAUUAGCCAGGUUGCAGAAAGCUAUUCAUUACAAAAAUGAGCAUUUUUUUACAUAAUAGUAGGUGGUGCAGGUGUGUAAUAAAAUAUAUCAGGUUGAUGGAUUGGAUUGAUCAGAUCAUCUUACUAUUAAGCAAUGUCAAUAAAUAGCUCUCUGAAACAAAGCUGUGCAAGAUAGUCCAUG
This is a messenger RNA of Spodoptera exigua (beet armyworm), 865 nucleotides long. NCBI's taxonomy places the organism in Eukaryota, Metazoa, Arthropoda, Insecta, Lepidoptera, Noctuidae. The record is from the annotation of a GenBank genome assembly.